GUGAACCUGCUGUGGCCGCAAUGGGACAAGCGCAGAGAAAUUACAGUCUGUUCUGGAAUUGGGACUAAAUUAUACCCAAAAGGACAGGGAUCGAGGAGGGAGCCUGGUUGGGUUAUCGGACAUUCCAUGAUUAGAAUUCAAAUAGGUUUUUAUUAGUUGAUCUACAAGAAGAUCGGGAUCCAAACGGAGAGGGGAAAGUUGACCUGGUUGCCUUUGAAUGUUGCGCGGUGUUCAUUAUAAUAACCGACGAUGAAAUAACUGUACAUUGAAAUGUUACCACUACUGGACCUUGCAAUUGAUCGUAACAAUAAAAGAGAAGGGAACCAACUGGGAAGAUAACGGAAUUACCACUCAAACCACGUGCGCACGCAUAUAGGGCAGUCCAAUAAACUGUCUUGAGGGGACAAGUCAAAAAGACGGUCUUGCCUUACAUUGUUCAAAAGUGUGGUGAACCUCUAUUUUUUUUAAAUAGAAUAUAUUGGGUAUAUGCUACAACAGGCGUUUUGCAAUGAUACUACGUCCAAUUGUUUCAUUUUAAGCUAACCGUUUCACUUGCCCUAUUGCCUUUUGCAUUCCAUGUCCAAAAUGUUCGUCGACUUCGGGUACGGACAGCAAUAUUUAUUCUUAUCCCUCAUAUAAUCCCUGUGCAUAGAGUUGUUAUAGGAUUGCACGCCGGCUGUGUGUCUGUUGUAAGUGAAGACCUUCAGCAACUUAUUCUAGAUGGGUUAUUUAUUAUGUACAUGCACCUCAUGAGGUGUGCACCUCAUUUAGUCGUAACGUAUUUUUGAUGUGACAUUGUUAUAAUUGUCGUAACACUGGGGUCAGUGAAAGGGGGCUUAUUACUGUGGCAUUAAGUGUUAAUCGUUUAUUGUUACAUAAUUAAGACGUUGCUCAAUGCAAGCCGUUGCUGGCUGCAGACCUCUUAUCCACACAAAAACAUUUUUGGGGGACUAAAAACCUUUCACCAGUGACCGAACUGGUGGUUUAUGGACAACAGAAUGCGUAUCCGAGGGAAAUUUGAUUUUACGCACACUCAGGAGGAUAAUGAAAGUGGAAAUGAAUAGGCUCACAGAUGAGAGGCGCUGAGCUCCGCCAAUAUGACGUCGAAAUGUUACGUUAGCAGUUUUUGUAAAUUAUGCGUCACAAUUAGCUAUUUCGUCUGCUUUAUUAGAUCACAAAGUAGGCCUAAAUGUGAAUAUUUUCUGGUGUACAUCUCCGAUGGUCGCAAGUUGCCAGUGAUCGCGGGCGACCUCAAGCUUCUUGUGGGGGUGAAACAGAUCAUACAGCACAGACAUCUGAAUAGGCACUUCUAUUGAUGGAGGAAGCUUCAAGACACGGAAAAGAAAGUUGCAUCGGCCCUUUUUUUGGUGAUGUGAGCGGAUCGCUAACGAAAAGCAGCAGUUCUAUUAUUGUGUAAAACUACAUUUUUCCUCAUAGUGUUGGAAUACAGAACUGGUUGCAAAAUGCAUGGCUUUUAUGAACAUGUCAGCAAAGUGAUAGUCUAGUCAUUCUCAACGGAGAACAGUGGAGUGGCCAUUUGCCAGUGCCACCCUUUUUCGUUUUUUUUUGUAUUUUUUAACUAUUGAAAAUAUGGAUACAAUUGUGAAUUAGUUGCUGUUUCCAUGCGUCUUUCUCCUCCAGAUCUCAGGACGUUGUUGUGGACUGUGUUGCUAUUUAAUGCAAUGGGCUGUAUCCAGAGUAUCAGGUGUAAGCCCAAGUGUUUCCGUGAAAGUAUCAUCGUUCUCGAGGUGAACUCCUCCAUCGACUCCAAUCCAACCAGCAUCGACGAGUCAUCCAACGUGGUUCUGCGCUAUCGAACACCGCACUUCCGAGCCUCUGCUCGAGUAUUAGUGCCGCAGGUGGCCGGUAAAGAGACGUGGACUGUUGGCUGGAUUCAAGCAUGCAACCACAUGGAGUUCUACAACAAAUAUGGAACCAAAGGGAUGUCGAGCUGGGAACUCCCUGACCUGCGGGAUGGCAAGAUCCAGGCCAUCAGCGACUCGGAUGGCGUCAACUACCCUUGGUAUGGCAACACCACGGAAACGUGCACCAUUGUGGGCCCCACCAAGAAGGACACCAAGUUCACGGUCAGCAUGAACGACAACUUCUACCCCAGCGUUACGUGGGGAGUUCCUGUGAGCGACAGCAACAUGCCGCAGCUCAGCAGCAUCCGCCGCGACCAGAGCUUCACCACCUGGCUGGUGGCCAUCAAUCAGGCCACGUCCGAGACCCUGGUGCUGCAGACCAUCCGCUGGAGGAUGCAGCUCCACAUCGAGGUGGACCCUGACAAGCCUCUGGGCCAGAGGGCCACGCUGCGUGAGCCCGUGGCCCAGGAGCAGCCCCACAUCCUGGGCAAGAAUGAACCUAUCCCCCCCAACGCCAUGGUCAAGCCCAAUGCCAACGACGCUCAGGUGCUCAUGUGGCGGCCAAAGACCGGGGAAGCCGUCGUGGUCAUCCCACCCAAAUACUGACUGACCUCUGGAGGUUAUAAACGCUCUUUCUCUUCUCCCACUACCUAAACCUCACUUUUCCUUUCUUCUCUUUUUUAUCUACUUUCCUUUUCCUUUCUUCUCCUUUUAACCUUCCCUCAAGCUCCUUGCCUCUAUUUGCCUCUACGUUUCCAAUCUCUUCUCUCGCUUUUUGUAAAAAUUGAGCGAGAGAGGGAGAGAAAGUGAAACAAGGACAAGAGCAGCUUGGAGAAAGAGGACACUCGUUGCCUAUAAGUGGGAGCUGGAGCAGACUUUAAAAACAGGAAUGAACAAACUGCAACCAUUCUACCUUCAAUUGGGGUCGGUUUUCACUGUGCUAGAUGAAGUCAUUGCAAAAAAAUACCCACAGAAACUUUGCAUUUUUUGUUGCAUUUUGGGGAUUGUAAUUGGGGAGGGUUGGGGAGUGUCUGUUGGUGGAACAAAUAACAUAGUAUUCAUGUUCGUGUUUAUGUACAUGGUACAUGCACAAAGUUGUGUUUUUAUUUAUGGUCUUGGAGAGAGUGCACUUUUUGUGAAUAAGCACUCUUCUGUGCUCUACAUGAGGGAUAGUGAAUAGGAACCACAUCUGGGAGUCGUGUAGUUUUAGUAUUAUUAUAAUUUUUUUAAACAUGCGAGACAUUCAAUCCAUGCUGCCUUAAGUUUACAUCGCUUUUAACUUUGAGCCUUUAAUCAUGUGCAGUGCAAUAUUCCUUGACAUGUCUUGUCUCUUCUUCCAUCCAGAUGGUUGGUGCUGUUGUGUGUGGGUUUAAGGAAUGGAACAGUGACAACAGAGUGCAAAUGAUUAGACCCCUGUUUUUAUGGGUCUAAUAGGGAACACACGGCAUUUAAAUAGUUGAAAUAUAUGACCUUUUCAUGUGGUAUGUACACAACCAGUCACGGUGGUUUCAUCUGAUUGUCAAACAAAUCUCUUCAAAAAGUAGGCUACCUGCACAUGUUCGUCCACACCAAAAUAAUUCCAGCAUCCCAAACACUCAUUUGAUAUAUGGAAAGAGGCAUCUGUUACAAAACACCAAAAAGUGUCAUGACAUUCAGCAAUUGUCAUUUUUGUAGAAAUAUUUACCAAUGUAGCGGGACAAAUAGUAUUUUAAACAAAUAGGAGAAUGGUUCAAUUAGCAUUAUUUACGGGGUUACAGAGAACCAAAUUGGGUCCUAAUACUGCUAGAACUCUUUACUCCCACAGAACAUACAGAGAAAAUGAAUUCAAACAAACCCUUUCACAAUGCCAGUAUGCUCAUCUCAUCAAUGCAAACGCACAUGUUAUGUUUGGCAGUGUAAAAGAUUGUCUGACAACAUUCAAACCCAUUGAGACCCAUUCAGCUGACAUUCAGAGAGACAGCAAGGGUUGUCAACAACCUCCCUUUACAGAGAGAAUACUGUCUUUCAUCAUGUUAUCUUUUAUUUGAUUUAUCACCACUCCCUCCAUUUCAGGGCCCCUGCCACUGUAAAGUGUUUGUCACACACACCUCCCUCGCCCCAUCCAUCCAUCCAUCCAUCCAUCCAUCCAUCCAUCCAUCCAUCCAUCCAUCCAUCCCUCUGCCUUUCUUCUCCUCUCUACAGCUGUCAGAAGAGAGGGGUAAGCUAGCACCUAAUCAAUAUCGGAAUUAAUAAGCAAUCGCAGCAAGCAGUAGCCAGGUGAAAUGACUGUGUUUCAAAUCUAGGGGCAAUAAGAAAGCAGUCCUCCAUGCAAUGCUAUUGGAGAUAAAUAAUCUUGGCUUUCGGGUCCCUGUAUGUGGGGUGGCUCUGCAGAGGUUAACUGGAUGUAUCCCACUUCCCUCCCUCUCUAUUCUCUCUCCUUGUCCUCUCCGCUCCCCUCACCCUCUCUCCACUUCUGAUGUUCGUCCCCAUUUACCCUGUCCCCACUUCCCUCCCUCUCUAUUCUCUCUCCUUGUCCUCUCCGCUCCCCUCACCCUCUCUCCACUUCUGAUGUUCGUCCCCAUUUACCCUGUCCCCACUUUCUCCUCUCUCUGCUCCCCUCGAUCCAUCUCUCUAUUUCCUCCAUCCCUCCUCUCUUCACCCUCUCCUCUGUCUUCCUUGUGUGGAGGAAGGGCAGGCAGGCUCAGCCUGGCAUAUAGAAGACCCACUUGAGGGGUAGCCACCGGUGUAGAAAUGUGGUGCUUUUUUCCCCUCCUCUCCCAGGGAUAACGCACAGAGCCCCGGCUAGCUAAAUACCUCCAUAAAUGGGACAAUGUCUAGUCAUUCAUUUAUCUGUGGGAACGGCAGCUUUACCCCGGGCUGAAAUCUCUCUCAUGGAGGAGGGAGGGGGGGGGGGUGUGGUAGAGGGAUGACUGUGGGGCAGAAUUUGGCAUCAGGCUUUUUUAUCUUCUUAUAACAUCAUCAACGACAACAACGAGCUAAGAAAAAAGGAACAGGGACCGAUGUUUGUGUUUUGUAACACCCGGGUCAAGCUGCCAUUUUGAAGUGGUUGAGAAAACAGCAUCUCUACUUUUGCCACUGAUGGUAUUGUUUUAGUAUAGAUGCUAUGCCAUUGUGGUUGUGAUAUUUUUUGGAGGCAAAGCUUUCUUGGUAGAGUAAUAUUACCAUCAAAUGCCACCAACAACUGGCCAAAAAUGUGUUGAGUCACCAUUGUUUCCUUCGUUAUUUUAGCCUACCUCGUGGUUUGGUUUAUUUAAAAUUACUCAAAUCUGUUGACGUCUCAACCAAAUAUCGACCUUAAUUUGACAUCUUUGCCCGAUGAGAAAAGACAGAGCAGCCAAGUGUGUAGCAGCUGAACAUAAUUAAAAAAGAGACAGGGUUAGGAAACUAGAUAGACUGAUAGCCUCGCCAAGUGAGAUCUUCAGUAUGAUAGCUAUGAUACAGUAUGUAUACUGCAGCUCUCUCUUGUUAUAAUUACAUUUUGGACCCGCAUAAUAGCCUAAUCAGAUGGCCCUCGUUGCCCUUCGUCAGCUCUGUGAGAUAGCCCCUGCUCUGGACUCAAUCAUCUGGGCUGAGGGAGGAGGGGACUGGUGGGUGGAAGUGCUGCCAUUAUUAUAUCUGCUGUGAAAUACCGAGCCCCCUUCAGAUACACUGUGUUUGGCUGUGCCAAGGGUGGCUGGAGUGAUAUAUGAUGGGCUCUUAGGGCUAGAGGGCAAAGGUCAGUGUUAGAAGGGGUGGGGCACACACACAGUUGUCAUAAGACAGCAGGGACAGAGGCCCCCGGGGACGGUCUCUCCUUGCAUCCUAUCGGAUCGUCACAACAUCACACUGGGACUGAGUGUGAACAGCGAUUAUUGGCCUCCAGCAAAACACACACACGAGAGGGAGGUCACAGAGGAGACGAUUGCCUCAAUGUGUCUCUGAGUCUGACCGUGUUGUUAUGUGCUAUUGAUGAGGCCAUCUCAUAAUGUACAAGUGCUUCCUGGAAACACACCUCUAACCGAGUUCUGUUUUUAAAAAUUGACAUUUACGUAAACGUUCUUAUGAGAUUACGAUGCCAUCAUUGAAUGAGUGAAAUUUAUUGACUUCAUGUUUCUCCUUCUGGGGUUGUGCCACUGGGUAGAACCUUCCUUUCCUAAACCCACAACUCCUAGUUGAAGGCUACCACCUUUUCUAUGGAUCUUUAUGUAAAAGAGUCCUGUAAACAGUCCAGCAACUCUUCAGAGACCAGCAGAAAAGAUGUAGCUUUAGUUCAACCAAUAACAGGCCCAAGCUCACUCUCAGGAUUGCCCAUCAUUAUUUCCUAUCCUUUGCUAUUGGCUUACCCCAUGUAAAAAAAAGAGUUGAUUGGAUAUUCCAUUUGUCUGUCCAUCUUACCCUUCACUCCCUUCACCUCUGACUAAGUUUUCAGUAGAGUAGCCCCAUGGCUAACUGUAGCAGAUUAUACACAAUAGGCUAUGUAUUUCUAAUUUCUUUGGGUUUGUUGGUUUCUCUUCUGAAAAAUGCUCUAAUAUAUUUCACAGCACUGAAACAAAAAUACAAUAUUUUCUUGUUGUGCUUUGUCAUUGACACUGAUACUCGAUACUUGAAAAUGGAACAGUACUGGCAAAUAUUUAAAACCGUGAAUAUGCACAAUGAUUUAAAACAUGACUGAAAAUUAAGAGUGGUAUUUUUCAUGAAUUAAAAAAAAUUGCAAAUGUUAUUUGUUCCCUGGCAUCUGUCUCCUAAAGUGUUGUGAUGGGAGAAUAUGCACCCUGUGACAUGGUGAUUCUAUCUACAAAAGCACCGUGCCAAGAUGCUUCACACACAACACCCUAGCUUUUAUCAACUCUGAUACCAUGUCAUACAUUAUGAAGGAAAAGAGUUGGUGACACUUAUUUGAAAGUCUGCUUAUAAACUAUUUCUUAACCAUAAUCAAUAGUCAAAUAUCCAUUAGUCAACUUUGGAAUACAUAAUAUACCAUCUAUUAACAUUAGUAAAUACAGUCAUUUUCUUGUUAUUUUUUCACUAAGGCAGACUUGGUUUAGAGUUUGAGAGUAUUAAUUAAACUGCCUAUUGAAGACCAGAGGCAUACGUCCUUCCCCUCUGCUCUGGCCCUGCUAAGAUGAAUUUCCCGGCUUUGAUCAGAAUGACAGAGCUUUAAUGGGCAAUUACCACUGUAUGUAUUUGACUAAUUAGGCUAUUCACCCCAAUCUAGUGUUAUACUUGUUAACCUUUUGACGCAUAUGAUCAUGUAUUUGUGAUCAUUGUUGAGUGGUUCCUGCAGCGAACGAUCUCAAAUAUGUGAUUGGAACAGUAGCAACAUAACGUAUGACGCAACAAACGCGGCUAAAUAGCAUUGAUUUCUAAACAUCAUCUAAAUAUUAUUUUUUGUACUGAUGGAAAAUAAAGGUCUUCAACUGUAUUACUCAAUUUGACCUUUUAUUGUAAAAGAUAAAAGCGAACUUCAUCAUCCAAGCAUCACACGGAACACAUCCACAGCCAAACUCAUUCCAUAACACAGUCUAAAUAGUUUAGCCACUUAGUUUAGCCACUUUUCAGCAUAUUACAAAUUGUCAAUGUACUUGUUACAGUGUAUACAAGAUCAGGAGCACGUGACUUGACAAGUUGUU
This is a messenger RNA of Oncorhynchus gorbuscha (pink salmon), 7474 nucleotides long. RefSeq names its product protein FAM78A-like. The transcript is spliced from 2 exons. The record is from RefSeq and is a predicted model, not a curated record. Bases 1623 to 2471 code for a protein of 282 amino acids. Lineage: Eukaryota; Metazoa; Chordata; Actinopteri; Salmoniformes; Salmonidae.